GUGCUGUACGUAGAGCUGUAGCCUCCAAUCAGCGUACAGUUGUAUCGCUGCGGCUAACAUCGACCCCGGGAGAUCCUUGAGUUUCCCAACAUGAGUAGCUCAGAGGAAGUGUCGUGGAUUUCUUGGUUUUGUGGUCUACGGGGAAACGAGUUCUUCUGUGAGGUAGAUGAGGACUACAUUCAGGACAAGUUUAAUCUUACAGGACUCAAUGAGCAAGUUCCCCAUUACAGACAAGCCCUUGACAUGAUCCUGGAUCUGGAACCUGAUGAGGAGCUGGAGGACAACCCUAACCAGAGUGACCUGAUUGAGCAGGCUGCUGAGAUGCUGUAUGGACUGAUCCAUGCGCGCUAUAUCCUCACUAACCGUGGCAUUGCCCAGAUGCUGGAGAAGUACCAGCAGGGAGAUUUUGGCUAUUGUCCUCGUGUUUACUGUGAGAAUCAACCAAUGCUGCCCAUUGGGCUCUCUGACAUUCCUGGCGAGGCCAUGGUGAAGCUCUACUGCCCUAAGUGUAUGGAUGUGUACACACCCAAGUCGUCCAGGCACCAUCACACCGAUGGAGCCUAUUUUGGCACUGGUUUCCCCCACAUGCUCUUCAUGGUGCAUCCCGAGUACCGGCCAAAGAGGCCUGCCAACCAGUUUGUGCCCAGGCUCUAUGGUUUCAAGAUUCACCCAAUGGCUUACCAGCUACAGCUGCAGGCAGCCUCCAGCUUCAAGAGUCCCGUCAAAGCGAUCCGCUAAGAACCUGAGCAGGGCAGGGUGGGAUGGGAUGGGGUGGGUUGUGUGUCCGUCGGCAUGGCCUCACUCUUCUCCAACAAUUUUAGAUUCGACCAAGACUAAGGUUUAAAUAUGGAGAGAGUGAGACUAUAAAACACUCUGGGGAGAAACAAAAACCUUUCCUCUGAAACACUGUACAGAAAACGGGGUGUUCCUUCUGAAAACAAUUUCAGUUCUUAACCUCCACAUAGAAAAUAAAGUUAUAAUUAAAGAUAGAUACGUGUAGGAUGGCUCUGCUCACUCUCUGGUCCUGUUCGUUUUAGUUUCCUACGGUUAAGUAACGUUCACAUACAAGAGUGUCAUGAAUUGACUUGUCUUAUUAGUUCAUGAUGUGAUGUAUGGUUGAAUAUAAAAGUAGUAAGCCAAAUAUCUCUGCGCAACCAGAUAUUUGGCUUACUUUAAAACGGCUGUUGCAUGAAAAAGGCAGUAUAUUUUGGAUUUGUUUUAAGCUCUGAGUAAUAUAGCUGGGAUCGUCUGUGACUGUUCUUUGUUGACAGAAUGCAAGCUUUCAGUGCAUGUAUUAGAAAAGACCAGAAAUGGGAAGACACAAAUGCAUUCGGGAAACGGUCUCUGUCUUAUUUAGACAAAUGUUUUGUUUGAAUCAUCAGUCCUGCACUCCUCGUCAGAACGACGCCAACCUGCUAAGUUCCUCCGGUGUCAAGAUUACUUCAGAGAUUUUACUAGAUUUAACACAGAACCACAAUUAGGAAGUUUUUUUGUUUGGUAUGGGCCCAGGUUUUUCUUCUCUGGUUUACACCUCUCUACCAGAAGAAAUACUUUAAAGAGUAGAAUAUGUAAAUCAGUUGGAAUGCAUUGGAUGUUUUGUUUUAUUUAAUUUUUUUGUUGAUCCUGUUGAAUGUUUUUUUUUUCCUUUCGAGUGGUUGAGGAACCAGGGUUCAGAAUUCACAAUAAAUGUCUUUUCCUAA
Sinocyclocheilus rhinocerous is the source of this 1700-nucleotide messenger RNA. RefSeq names its product casein kinase 2, beta polypeptide (gene csnk2b). NCBI's taxonomy places the organism in Eukaryota, Metazoa, Chordata, Actinopteri, Cypriniformes, Cyprinidae. Gene Ontology annotation, molecular function: protein kinase regulator activity. Bases 91 to 738 code for a protein of 215 amino acids. The transcript is spliced from 7 exons. The record is from RefSeq and is a predicted model, not a curated record. Gene Ontology annotation, cellular component: protein kinase CK2 complex; cytoplasm.